Messenger RNA from Striga hermonthica, 345 nucleotides. The record is from the annotation of a GenBank genome assembly. Lineage: Eukaryota; Viridiplantae; Streptophyta; Magnoliopsida; Lamiales; Orobanchaceae.
AUGUGUACACGUCAUGUUUUUCAUCAGGCUUUAUGGAAGCCAGGAAAAGGUAUCAGGGGUAGACUAGCCAUUUUCUUCCCACAGUUUUCCAAUUUUGGUUCACUGGAGCAACCUGGGUUUGCUAGAAGUAGAAUGUGGUCAUUAGACAGCUCGUCUUCGCCUUUGCCCCCUGUGACCAAUCAAGCAACUGUGGAUAUUAUGCUUAAAUCCACAGAAGAGGAUCUGAGAACUUGGCCGCAUAGUGAAGUGCUGGUUGAGGGCUUGGAGACACUUGACUACUUUUACAAUCUGUCGCAAAGAGAGAGGUACACAGAGCAGGCAGAUGCAAUUACUUUUCACGAUUGA